CCGCGUCGAACGAAACUCACUGUCAACACUUUUUGGCAGUGCGUUUGUUCCUACAAUCGUAUCCAAGGCUGCAAUCUAUAUUACAUAUUCGUUACAGAACCUCAGUAUUCGAUCAGAGCAAUACUCCAGCCUCCCUGGAUCCCUGAAUUCAACCAUUUUCUACGUUGUUGUCUUGGCUUUUGGUUCGAAGAAUUGCAUCGUAGAAUUUCUACGUGCUGUCUACGUAAAGUCAUAUAUCGCAUCACAGUCAACUCCGCUCUGGCAGCGUUGACCAGGAGUGGGAAAAGACCGACCUCAUUCCAUGGCUACCGCACAAGUUUGGAUGGUCAACGACACCAAUUGCACCAUGAAUCCUUCCUCUUUGCCUAUAGCGGACGAGUUAGCUCCUCACAAAGACAGCGACGCCACAGCUCACAAUAUUGCUCACGACUUUGCCCAAACCCUAACCACGCCGGCUAGUACUGGGCGCCCAAAGACUGCGCCGAUAUGUAUGGAUGAAAACCUCCGUAGUCAAGCCAUGACUACGGAGGAGCUUGCUGCUUUUGCUUUUACAGCACCUAUGAAAAGCAACGUUUCUCUAUUUCCCGUGGUCCCUGUGUCAUCAAACUCCUCCGAAUGCACCCGUGAAAGUGACCUGGAUGUACUUUCCGAUCACGAGCAUUUUUCGAAAGGAGUUUCGGAUCAAAGUGUCGCGUCCACACCGGUGCGGAUGGACCGGGCCUUGACCGAUGAGCUCAACGCCAAAGUUUCAUUGCGAAAAACCUCCCGCCAAGGCCGCUCUACGCAGCGUUGGGCUGAAGAAGAGGACACGGCAUCGGGCGCCAUUCGACUCGUCACUGGCUGUGUUCCGAUUCUCAAAGACGGCAAAAUAUUAUUCGCGUCGGCUUCACGCAAGUCCGAGUGGAUUCUUCCCAAGGGUGGAUGGGAAGAGGACGAAACCAUGCCGGAAUCGGCAGUUCGGGAGUGUUUCGAAGAAGCGGGGGUACUCGGUGUUUUGGGGCCACCUUUGCGAACGAUCCAGUACGAAACCCGUAAAGCAAAAAAACGGCGAUUGGAACUUGAGAACUCCAAUCUUGCCCCAUUACGAUCCACCAAAGCCAAGAUGACUGAUACUUGUGGUAGUGUUUUGUCUGACAUCGAAGGAGCUAUCACUGACGGAACGGCAUUGCCACCCGCACCAGUCGUGACCGCACCUACAUUAAUGCUGUCCGAAGAAGCCAUGUCCAGAAUACUCGGGCAUCCCUCCAAGCCCGGUAGGCCAACGACAAAAGCUGCGCCUGUACACCCCAGUGACGACACAGUGUCAAUUGCAUCUACCACGCUGUCGGCAACGUAUUCGCAGGUGCGCAUGACACUGUUUCCGCUUUACGUGACUAGUGUGAUGGAUGUUUGGCCCGAGUCGGGGCGCUUCCGGAAAGCGGUCUCGAUUGACCAGGCUUUGCAAUUGCUCGAAACUCGACCGGAACUACAAGCGGCCGUGCGCGAAGUACAAGAGCGGAGUUUACAUGAGGUGUCCAACCUAUCGUCCCUUCCGCCAGCAUCGUUCCGAUGACAAUGGCAGCAAGUAGCCGAACCUCGAAAGGAAUCAAUUCCGCUGCACAAUGAAAAUAGAUUUACACGAACAAGGUAC
Molecule: messenger RNA, 1630 nt
Organism: Phaeodactylum tricornutum CCAP 1055/1
Lineage: Eukaryota; Bacillariophyta; Bacillariophyceae; Surirellales; Neidiaceae
Exons: 1
Coding region: 302-1552 (416 amino acids)
Cellular component (GO): cytoplasm; nucleus
Source: RefSeq, a predicted model, not a curated record